UUUGGUUUAUUUAAAUCCGUGAUUCUUUAAGACAAGUCCCGUAACAGGAAUAACACGUCUGGUGGAGUUGGCUGAGUAUUGUAAGGAUCUGGUGUGAUGUUAAAAAUGUCUUCUCAGAUAGAAACAAUAGUAAACGCGUACAAGACUUUGUCCAAGAUUCCAACAAUAGUAGGUGGUAAACUAAAUAAAUCCGCAACAGGGGUCACUGCUAAGUGGUCAGUGCGAAACUUGGAUAAAGGCAAGACCACAAAGUAUUUGUACGAUUAUGUAUUGGAUGAAAAGCUGAACGUUAUAUCGGAGAGUGAAUAUCCCACUGACAUUAGCAAUGAGUUGUUGUCAGCGGUAUCUCCAGGCGGGAGGUACAAGGCCAUAAUUCGCGAAGAGAAGGACACCAAGGAAGUCAAGAAGCAAUACUUGGAAGUGUGGUCGCGAGCCACAUUGGCGCACUGCGUGGACCUUACCGCGCUCGAUCUACACGGAGAUGUCUAUGCUGACUCCGAAUUCGGUAGCCUGGACUGGUCUCCAGAUGAGAGCUCGAUCGUGUACGUCGCAGAGCGGAAGCUGAAGAAAUCGGAGCCUUAUAUCAAGAGGAAGGGCGAGGAGAAACCAAAAGCUGAUGGUAGCGGCGAAGCACCUCCUAAGAAAGGCGAAGAGUACAUCUACAGGCAGGACUGGGGCGAGCAGCUGGUAGGGAAGCACUUCUCGGUGGUGGUGGUGUGUCGCGUCGAAACUGAAACCUUCACUGUGCUCGACAGCGAUGUCUUGCCAGACACCUGCUGUCCCGGACAAGUGCGGUUCAGUCCGAACGGCGCAUGCGUGUGCGGCGUGGCGUGGCACACAGAACCCCGCCGGCUCGGCCUCAUCUUCUGCACCAACCGCCCCUCCUUCAUCUUCGAGGUCGCGCUCGACGGCACGCACAAACGCGUGGUGUCGGGGGAGGGGGUGGCCGUGCGCUCGCCGCGGUACGGCGUCGACGGGCAGCUGCUGUGGCUGCAGCGCGCCGCCGGCGGCCCGCACCACGCUGCGCACGCGCUGCUCCGGGCGAGGAAGGACUCGAUAGAAACAAGCACAGUGGUUGAUGUCGUCGACACGGAGAGAAUUAUAGAAAACAAAGAUAAAUUUUAUGGCAUUUACUGCGCGGCGCUGCCGACGCGGUGCUUCGCCAAUGACGGCCGGCUGGUCUUCAGCUCCUCGCAGAGGAACGACGUGCGCAGCUAUGUACUCCACCUCGAUAGCGGCAAGUUAGUCGACGUAUCUAUCCGUAAUACUCCGGGCUCCACGACGGUGCUAGACGUACGAAAUGACGUCAUCCUGGCUUCCUUCUCUAAUAUGACGACACCUAGUACGGCACACACCUGUUCGGAACAAUGGGGUUGGCGCACCUGCCGCGUGCUACCACACAAACGAGCGCGCUGCCGCCACGCGCGCACCUACGCACCACUUGCUGUCCGCCACUACCGCCACCACCACUUCGAUCCAUGCGGCGCGCGGGGCGGUACUGACCGAUCCGACGUCACGCUGGCCUCGCGCCGUCGCCGAUCGAUCGCCGUCCGGCAUCUUGACCACGCUGUUGGACCACAUCUUCGCGUCUCUCAGGCGAUGUAG
Hyposmocoma kahamanoa is the source of this 1605-nucleotide messenger RNA. RefSeq names its product acylamino-acid-releasing enzyme-like. NCBI's taxonomy places the organism in Eukaryota, Metazoa, Arthropoda, Insecta, Lepidoptera, Cosmopterigidae. Bases 97 to 1605 code for a protein of 502 amino acids. Gene Ontology annotation, molecular function: serine-type endopeptidase activity. The record is from RefSeq and is a predicted model, not a curated record. The transcript is spliced from 12 exons.